Messenger RNA from Acanthopagrus latus (yellowfin seabream), 1535 nucleotides. It is a transcript of the gene ankrd53, whose product is annotated as ankyrin repeat domain-containing protein 53. The record is from RefSeq and is a predicted model, not a curated record. Bases 178 to 1275 code for a protein of 365 amino acids. Gene Ontology annotation, cellular component: spindle pole. The transcript has 6 exons. Lineage: Eukaryota; Metazoa; Chordata; Actinopteri; Spariformes; Sparidae. Gene Ontology annotation, molecular function: protein binding. Gene Ontology annotation, biological process: regulation of mitotic spindle organization; mitotic metaphase chromosome alignment; positive regulation of microtubule polymerization.
AACGUUAAGAAUAUUAAUUUGUGCACACGCACAAUGUUUACUUUUAUACUUGUGUAAAGCUAGCUCAAGCGCUAAAGUUUGUUAUAUGGGCCGUUUUAGAAAUAACAUGAAUAUAUUUGGUAGCUGAAAAUCUCCGUCAGCAGGAAACUUACCCACAGAGCUCCUCCGGACGGGCACAUGUUUCCAGCUGUAGAUGUGAGGAGCCCGGAGAAGCCGGAUGUCAGUGGUCUGCCAGCGCUCCACAUGGCCUGCCUUUAUGGCCAGCUGGCUACCGUUCAGCUCCUGCUAGAGUCCAGGCUGGAGUGGAUCAACAGCAGUGAUGGCCAGGGUCGCCGGCCGGUUCACAUGGUCCUGUCCUCCAUGAGCUCCCCCAACGCCUCCUCAUGCCUCAGAUACCUGCUGGAGCGUGGGGCCGACGUCAACGUUGCGACAGAUUCAGGGUCGACGCCGCUGCACCGGGCCGCCUCUGAAGGCCUCCUGGACUGCACAGAGAUCCUGGUGCAGGCCGGAGCAGAUGUGUCAGCCAAGGACAGCGCGGGACACACUCCGCUGGAUUUGGCACGCAUCUGGUGCCGCAGGGAGGUAGCAAGGUAUCUGAAAAGCUGCAUGUGGCAGAAGGAUAAGGGGAAAGAACUGCAGGAGAGGAGGCAGGUUCAAGCUUUGUACGGUGAUCUGGUGGAUAUGGUCAAGCUGGACAAGCUCUCUAAAAAGACACUUACAGAGGAAAAGAUCGCGGAGUGGGCGAACAACAAAGGUUUAGCUCUCCCGAAGGAUUUCUCCCCCAGAGCCUCGGUGAGCAGGUACCACACCCAGUGCCUCCUUUCAGAACAGAACAGUUCUAAUCCAAAACAAGCCAAGCACCCUUCGAAGCACCAGCCAGGAGGCCCUCAGGAGGACGGAGCCUCCACCAAACAACCUCCAGCCUCUUCCUCUAGGCCCUGGACCCUCUUCACGGGCCUCCAGCAAGAGAAGCCUCCGGCUGUGCCAGACCUCCGGGACAGCGUGUCAGUGUGGAGGGACAGCAGCAGCAGGCCGCCUCAGUACACCACCAAGUGGGACAGUACACCUCGUCCCGCCCCUGACCUGCCUCUGGACGUCCUCCAGAGGGUGUUAUUCCCGAGAGCCUUCCCCUCCAGGAUCGACUCCCAUCAGCAUUUUGAGCCACAGGACAUCCUGGAGGUCCAGCGCAGAGGAUACCCCCAAGGCCGGAGCUCCUCCCCCUGGACAGAGGUGGCCAUGCAUUUGGCUGAGGUGCUGGAACCGGGACAUUACUGAUCAACACAGAUCAACACCGAUCAACUUCAGCUAGACCCGAACCAGUAGAUGUGUUUAAGAAAUGCAUUAAAAUUAAUCUGAUAGUGAAGUAUUUUAUAGAUAUGUACAAGGCAGAAAGAUUUAACACGUCUUUCUAGUUUUUAUAUCAAAUAAAUUAGUGGGAAUUAACAUGUAAUAUUGUCAUUAGAGGAUUCUAGGAAAUCGCAUGUCUACACAGUAUCACAUCAAGAGCAAUAAAAAGCAGACUUUUCCUCACAAAG